ACUCCUCUCUCUCUCUCUCACACACACAUCUCUCUCUCUCACACACACAUCUCUCUCUCUUUCUCUCUCUCACGAGUCAAGGAGGAGACCCAGUGCUGUUGCAUGGAAAUGGACAGCGAGAUGGAAAGUGGUCAGAAGAGACGAGUCAACAGCAAAGAUAAUCUGAUAGAUGAUGUUGGUUCAGGGAGCCUAGGUUGCUGUGGCUGGCUCAUUGUGAUCCUCUCUGGUCUGUUCGUCUUCUCCCUGUUCCCCUUCACCAUCUGGUUCUGUAUAAAGAUAGUUCAGGAGUAUGAACGUGCUGUCAUCUUCAGGCUGGGCCGUAUUACAGACCGGAAGGCUAAGGGACCAGGUAUCUUUUUCGUUCUGCCAUGCACAGACUCCUUCGUGAAAGUGGACCUGAGAACCGUGUCAUUCGACAUCCCUCCACAAGAGAUCCUGACUAAGGACUCUGUGACAGUGUGUGUUGAUGGGGUGGUCUACUUCCGGGUGAGCGACCCCAUCUCCUCGGUGGCCAAAGUGUCCAACGCAGACUUCUCCACCCGUCUCCUGGCCCAGACCACCCUGAGGAACGUCCUGGGAACCAAGAACUUGGCGGAGCUGUUAUCAGACCGCGAGGGCAUCUCACACAGUAUGCAGGCCAGUCUGGACGAGGCCACUGACCCGUGGGGUAUCAAGGUGGAGCGUGUGGAGAUUAAGGACGUGAAGCUGCCUCACCAGCUCCAGAGAGCCAUGGCUGCAGAGGCAGAGGCCACUCGGGAGGCCAGGGCGAAGGUGAUAGCAGCCGAGGGGGAGAUGAACGCCUCUCGGGCCCUGAAGGAGGCCUCUCUAGUGAUCGCAGAGUCUCCGUCGGGUCUCCAGCUGCGCUACCUGCAGACCCUCACCACCAUCGCUGCAGAGAAGAACUCCACCAUCAUCUUCCCUCUGCCCAUGGACGUCAUCAGUCACUUCAUGAAGAAGUGAUGUCAUCAAAACUCGCCACACACACCGCUCCUGUCUAAUGUAACAUUCAAUCAGUUGGUUUAGUUGAUUCGGGUGAUUUGAAGAAGAAAACAAAAAACGUUUCAUUUAUUUUUUUGUGAGAAUUGUUUCAGAUUUCAGGAUUAGACCCGGUAACCUUUUAGGGGAUGUAUUUCUGCAUGGUCAAGACCUCUUCAUUUGUCUGUUAUGGUGGAAAUUGAAAACCAUUUACAUUUCUUUCUAGUGUGUUAAAAAAAUAUAAACAAAUAUGUUUGAAAUACACUGUUAUAUUGAUAAUUUAUUGGAUAUUAUAAACUGUGUGGUUCAAGCCCUGAUUGCUGAUUGGCUGACAGCCAUGGUAUAUCAGACCGUAUAUCACGGGUAUGACAAAAUAUACAUUUUACCAGUUUAUAAUAGCAAUAAGGCACCUCUGGGAUUUGUGAUAUAUGGACAAUAUACCACGGCUAAGGGCUGUGUUCAGGCACUCCUCGUUUAGUCGUGCUCAAGAACAGCCCUUAGUCGUGGUAUAUUGGCCAUAUAUCGCACCAUAUAUCACAAACGCCAGGGGUAUAUCACACCCCUCGGGCCUUAUUGCUUAAUUGAAUGUUAUUUUUGUAAUCUUUAUAUUUUGAUAUUCCUUAAUAAAUUACAAUUCAGAAAUCGU
This is a messenger RNA of Salvelinus fontinalis (brook trout), 1621 nucleotides long. RefSeq names its product stomatin (EPB72)-like 3b (gene stoml3b). NCBI's taxonomy places the organism in Eukaryota, Metazoa, Chordata, Actinopteri, Salmoniformes, Salmonidae. The coding region runs from base 103 to 960 and encodes 285 amino acids. The transcript is spliced from 7 exons. Gene Ontology annotation, cellular component: plasma membrane. The record is from RefSeq and is a predicted model, not a curated record.